Messenger RNA from Notodromas monacha, 2301 nucleotides. The record is from the annotation of a GenBank genome assembly. NCBI's taxonomy places the organism in Eukaryota, Metazoa, Arthropoda, Ostracoda, Podocopida, Cyprididae.
AUGACUCUCUGUGGUGUGAGAAGCAUUAUUCAAAAGAGGUAUUCCAAGGCCACGGUUUUCUUUGCUGUGAUCAUUGUGAUCCUGGUGGGAAUUUUAAUUACUAAACCGAAAAAUUGGCUGGAACUUCGUCAAUCCCAAAAUGAUGAGGUGAAAGUCUCGCAACAGACAUUGAAAACCAUUGAUGCCUCAAAAAUCCCGGAAAAUGCGAUUUAUUUGAUGGAGACAUCAGGAUUGCCCAUGUUGAGUCCCAAACAGCUCUGUGCAGUUGAGUCUGCAGCUCUGCAUCACCCCAACAGAUCCGUGGUAAUGGCAGUGAAUAAUAAGUUCUUGCAGCUGCCCAUAGUUUUGAAAUCCUGGUCUGAAAUGUACCCAAAUGUCAUGUUCAUCAAUUUGGACAUUGUCCAAUGGCUGAAUGGGACCAUUCUUCUGCCAUGGCUUUCCAAAAAUUUACUUGACAAGAGUCCAUUCAAAACUCCCCAAGCCAGUAAUGCCCUGAGGUAUGCCACCCUGUUCAAGUAUGGUGGAUUUUACUUGGACACUGAUGUGAUUGUCUUGAGGCCAAUGGAUGACCUUGUGAAUGCUGUGGGUCUUUAUUCAACCACAGGGCUUAAUGGUGCUGCAAUGGCUUUUGAUAAGCACCAUCCCUUCAUGGAAGCCUGCAUGAAUGAGCUGUCUGCAAACUUUAAUCCCUACAAAUGGGGAUCCAAUGGACCGGAUUUAUUGACCAGGGUGAUCAACACCUACUGCAACUUCAAUGCAACAAAUUUACUGAAACCUGGUUAUUGCAAGGGCAUCAGAAUAUUGGAUAUCAUGAGAAGCAUUAUUCAAAACAGGUAUUCCAAGUCCACGGUUCUCUUUGCUCUGAUCAAUGUGAUCCUGGUCGGAAUGCUGAUUAGUAAACGGGAAAACAUGCUGGAAUUUCGUCAAACGAAGAAUAAUGAGGUGCAACAGACAUUGAAAACUAUUGAUCCCACGAAAAUCCCAGAAAAUGGGAUUUAUUUUCUGGAGACAUCAGGAUUGCCCAUGUUGAGUCCCAAACAGCUCUGUGCAGUUGAGUCUGCAGCUCUACAUCACCCCAACAGAUCCGUGGUAGUGGCAGUGAAAAAUAAGUUUUUGCAAUUGCCCUCAGUUGUCAAAUCCUGGUCUGAAAAGUACAAAAAUAUCAUGUUCACCACACUAGACAUUGUCCAAUGGCUAAAUGGAACCAUUCUUUUGCCAUGGCUUUCCAAAAACUUAUUUGACAAGAGUCCAUUCAAAACUACCCAAUCCAGUAAUGUCCUGAGGUAUGUCACCUUGUUCAAGUCUGGUGGAUUGUACUUGGACACUGAUGUGAUUGUCAUGAGGCCAAUGUAUGAUCUGAUGAAUGCUGUGGGUCUUCAAUCAACCAAUGUGAUUAAUAAUGCUGUAAUGGCAUUUGAGAAGCACCAUCCCUACAUAGAAGCCUGUUUGAAAGAGGUGUUUGCAAAUUUUAAUCCCUACAAAUGGGGAUCCAAUGGACCAAAUUUGUUGACAAGGGUGAUCAACACCUUCUGCAACUUCAAUGCAACAAAUUUACUGAAACCUGGUGAUUGCAAGGGCAUCCGAAUAUUGGACAUCAGUGCCUUUUAUCCAGUACCACAUACUUCAUGGCAAACGUUGUUCAACCAUGAUCAAAAUAUUUCUGCAACUGUUCUCAGAAAGGCUGAGCAGAGUUAUUUGCUGCAUUACUGGAAUAAAAUGUCUGUGGAUGAACCCAUUCAACUGCCCAUAGUUUUGAAAUCCUGGUCUGAAAGGUACCCAAAUGUUAUGUUCAUCCACUUGGACAUUGUCCAAUGGCUGAAUGGGACCAUUCUUUUGCCAUGGCUUUCCAAAAACUUAUUUGAUAAGAGUCCAUUUAAAACUGCCCAAUCCAGUAAUGUCCUGAGGCCCAUGGAUGAUCUGGUGAAUGCUGUGGGUCUUCAAUCCACCAAAGAGGUUAAUAAUGCUGUCAUGGCAUUUGAGAAGCACCAUCCCUACAUAGAAGCCUGUUUGAAAGAUGUGUCUGCAAAGUUUAAUCCCUACAAAUGGGGAUCCAAUGGACCAGGUUUGUUGACAAGAGUGAUCCACACCUUCUGCAACUUCAAUAAAACAAAUUCACUGAAAGCUGGUUAUUGUAAGGGCAUCAGAAUAUUGGACUCCAUGUAUAAAUUGCAGACAAUUAGUCACACCCCAGUGAAAACCUUGGAGAAGCUUUCCACUGGGGAGGACCUGGACCUUUUGAAUCCCUACAAAUGGGGAUCCAAUGGACCACAUUUGUUGACAAGGUGCGUAAAGGAUAGGUAG